Ananas comosus (pineapple) is the source of this 1246-nucleotide messenger RNA. RefSeq names its product ras-related protein RABH1b-like. Lineage: Eukaryota; Viridiplantae; Streptophyta; Magnoliopsida; Poales; Bromeliaceae. Gene Ontology annotation, molecular function: GTP binding; GTPase activity. The coding region runs from base 189 to 815 and encodes 208 amino acids. The transcript is spliced from 6 exons. The record is from RefSeq and is a predicted model, not a curated record.
CUGCUAAUAAGCACCACCUCUCCCCUCUCGCUCCCACGGCCCUUUGUUUGCAUCGAUCGAUCGACCUCGUUGGUGGAGGCGAUCGAUUCGUUUCCCCUCCCCUUCUUUGGAUUUCGAUCUCUCAAUCUCUCUCUCUCUCUCUCUCUCCCUCUCUCUUGGUCGAUCGAUCGAUCUCGUUUCAUCGAUCGAUGGCUCCGGUGUCCGCGUUGGCGAAAUACAAGCUGGUGUUCUUGGGGGAUCAAUCAGUGGGAAAGACGAGCAUCAUCACCCGAUUCAUGUACGACAAGUUCGACAACACCUACCAGGCUACAAUCGGCAUAGAUUUUUUGUCAAAGACUAUGUACCUUGAAGACCGGACUGUCAGACUACAGCUUUGGGAUACUGCUGGGCAGGAGAGAUUUAGGAGCCUUAUUCCAAGCUAUAUUCGAGACUCUUCUGUUGCUGUUAUUGUAUACGAUGUUGCAAGCCGCCAGUCUUUCUUAAACACUUCAAAGUGGAUUGAGGAAGUUCGGACAGAGAGGGGUAGUGAUGUUAUCAUUGUCCUCGUUGGAAACAAGACUGAUCUUGUUGACAAGAGGCAAGUCUCGAUAGAAGAAGGAGAAGCCAAGGCGCAAGAGCUUGGCGUCAUGUUCGUUGAAACAAGUGCAAAAGCUGGGUUUAACAUAAAGGCCCUUUUCCGAAAGAUAGCUGCAGCCUUGCCGGGAAUGGAGACCCUCUCCUCUGCGAAGCAGGAAGAGAUGGUCGAUGUAAACUUGAAAGCCACGAAUGCAAAUUCUUCGCAAGCACAGUGUCAGUCAGGAGGAUGCAGUUGUUGAGACCCAUCCAUUUAGUUUUGUUCCUACAAAUGAGUUCGAUUGCCAAAGUAUUUUCUGCUUCCACUAGGCUCCUGUCAAUACCGUAAGUUUUUUUUUACUUCUUUCUUUCUUCUUUCUGUCCUUCAGCUGCGCUGGAUCUAUUACCGAAAAUUAGGAUUUAUCACAGGUUUCAAUAGUGUGAAUCAGUGUUAUGUUUCUUAGCAAUUAGGUGAGGGUGUUCAGAUAUUUUAGUUCAUAUGAAGAUUCUCUUCUAUUCUGUCCUCGGAUUGUUACUGGUGUUAUUGCUGUUGGUCUUCAAUACGAGCAAUGUGAUUUACAUCUGUAUGAUUCCAUCAGCUGUAGUUAAAAGUCGAGAAUCAUCAGCUGUAGUUAAAAGUCAAAAUGGCAGGCUUUGCAAUGCUUUAUUAUCAGUCUGUGGUGUUUUGCACUUC